Molecule: messenger RNA, 2171 nt
Organism: Arabidopsis lyrata subsp. lyrata
Lineage: Eukaryota; Viridiplantae; Streptophyta; Magnoliopsida; Brassicales; Brassicaceae
Product: DDB1- and CUL4-associated factor 8
Exons: 5
Coding region: 150-1754 (534 amino acids)
Cellular component (GO): cytoplasm; Cul4-RING E3 ubiquitin ligase complex
Molecular function (GO): protein binding
Source: RefSeq, a predicted model, not a curated record
CAUUACACUACGCUUCUUCUUCUCUCUCUGGGACCUCCGAAGUAGUAAUUUCACGGCGAGAUACAGAGCAAUUAGAGAAUCUUCUCUCUGGUCUAUAGCUUCAUCAACCGUGAAAAACUUUCUCCAAUUACCAUUGAUUUCAUAGGAAGAUGAGUGAGAAAGCGAAGAAAGGUCGAUUAAAUUUCAACGGAUUACAUCACCCUGUUGUUGAUUUCUGGCGACGAGAGGUCGGUGGAAUCUCCUCUCGUAAUUUCUCCAAUCGCUUCUCCGCCUCCGAGAAUUUGGUUCUGCGUCUAGAGAUAUACAAGAAGCUAGAGAAGCACAAAGGGUGUGUAAACACAGUGAGUUUCAAUGCAGAAGGAGAUGUUCUGAUUUCGGGUUCCGAUGAUCGGCGUGUCGUUCUUUGGGAUUGGCAACUUGGGAAUGUUAAGCUUUCGUUCCAUUCAGGACACGCUAAUAACGUAUUUCAAGCAAAGUUUAUGCCUUUCUCUGAUGAUCGAACCAUUGUUACCUGUGCUGCUGAUGGAAUGGUUCGGCGUGCAAGUAUUCUUGAGGGUGAUAAAGUUGAGACGUCUUUCUUGGGAUUGCAUCAAGGAAGAGCUCAUAAGCUAUGUAUAGAGCCAGGAAACCCACAUAUAUUUUAUACAUGUGGUGAAGAUGGAUUAGUACAACGAUUUGAUCUAAGGACUGAAGCCCCUACAGAACUUUUCACUUGUCAAUCAGUUGAUCCUAGGAGGAGGAACAUGGAAGCCAUCCAGCUAAACGCUAUUGCGAUUGACCCGAGAAAUUCUAACCUCUUUGCUGUUGGGGGAAUGGACGUGUACGCUCGUCUUUAUGAUGUCCGUAGAUUUCAGGGUGACGGUUCAAAUGGUUUUACACGAGCCGCAGAUCACUUUUGCCCUCCACAUCUUAUUGGCAAUGAAGAAGUUGGAAUAACGGGUUUGGCUUUCUCAGAGCAAAGCGAGCUUCUUGUUUCGUACAAUGAUGAAUUCAUCUAUCUUUUCACACCCGAUAUGGGAUUAGGGUCUAACCCUAUCCCAUCCUCCCCGAUAUCCAAGAGUAGUGUCUCAAAAUCAGAAUCAGCUUCUUCCCCAAAAGAUGAGAACGAACACUCAGUUCCUUUGGUUUAUAAGGGGCACAAGAACUCUGAGACGGUUAAGGGUGUGAAUUUUUUUGGACCUCGGUCUGAAUAUGUGGUUAGUGGGUCAGACUGUGGGCGGAUAUUUAUUUGGAGGAAAAAAGGUGGGGAGCUUAUCCGUGUUAUGGAAGCAGAUAGGCAUGUGGUUAACUGUAUUGAGCCUCAUCCGCAUAUUCCUGUGCUUGCUAGCAGUGGAAUUGAAAGUGACAUCAAGGUGUGGACGUCAAAGGCAGCUGAGAGAGCUACAUUACCUGAAAACAUCGAACUGUUACCGAGUCGCUUUCGCAUUCCUUGGUUAUCGUUUCUUAGCUUCCAUGAUUAUGACGACGAAUUAUUUGGUAAUGGAAUGGAUAUUGGUAUUGAUGGGAACGAGGGGGAAGAUGAAUCAAUUGAUGAUGCUGAGGAUGAUGAUGAUUCAGAUUAUAGCAGUGGACUAGAUGAUAAUGAUUCUGAUGAUGACAUGGAUAGUGAUGAUGAUGUUGAUGACAUGGAUAGUGAUGAUGAAUGUUUUAUUGAAAUUGAUAACAAUAUGGAUAAUAAUGGUGGUGGUAGUGAGACGAAUGUUGAUAGUAUUAGUGGCAGUCAUCAAGAUGAUGAUGAUGAUGAUGAUGAUUGAAUAUUGUUUGAAAUUUGUGUGUUCCAGCGCAAGCGAACGCCUAGGGGAUGGAUGUACCGUGUCUCUUCACCGCAGGAACUAUUGGCACAACUCUUCUCGCUGCAAAACCGGAGCAGUAGUAGUCCAGAGAGAGAAGGAGAAUCAUCUUCAGCCACUGGAAGAGAACUUCUUGAUCUUAUUCUUACCUUCAAUGAUCAGAGCGAUGAUGCAACUGAUGAUGAAGAUGGUAAUAGCCAUGAAGACUUCUUCUCUUGAAAGAAAACUCCUCUAAAAGAAUUUGUAAAUAAUUUUUCGGUCCCUUUAAAACCCUUUAUGUAUUUUGAUUUACCACAUGGUUUUUCAUUGUUCAAUUAAGUCUCAACAUUAUAUGUUUGUGUAAAUUAUACAUAUUUGAUCAUCAUAAUUCGUCGCAUAAAA